This is a messenger RNA of Dibothriocephalus latus, 1008 nucleotides long. The record is from the annotation of a GenBank genome assembly. Lineage: Eukaryota; Metazoa; Platyhelminthes; Cestoda; Diphyllobothriidea; Diphyllobothriidae.
AUGUCGGAACCACCAUCACCUGCUGAACCAAGACGCAAUGAUGGAGAUUCUGACUCUGAAGCGCAACCAUUUGAAGAUGAGUCUGCUGCAUUGUUGGGUGACUAUAGCGAGGUCCAGGAAGAAACCGAAGGCGAAGACCUGUUUCGUGACGACAUGGAGCGCGAUUACCGCUCAAUACCGGAGCUCGAUAUCUAUGAACCAGAAGGCUUAGCAGAUGAUGAUGAUGAUGUUUCCAGCCUGUCUCCCACUGCGCGGGCUGAAGCCGAACGCCAAAUGCGACAGCGCGAUCGCGCAGAACUACUUGCCACAGGGGGGCUGAGACGAGAUAUCGUUGCAGACUUAUAUGGUGAAGAGGAGGAAGAAGAGGUCGUACCUGCAAGACGACGGCGAUUAGCUGAACGCGUGGCCGCUGGGACUGAAGCGGAAUUAUCAGAUUACGCCGAGGCUCUCGAAAGCAUAGAAAAUCUCGAAGAUAUGAAAGGAAUGUCAGUUAGUGAAUGGGUUCAGCAGCCAGCAACACGACAAGAAAUUAAAAAUCGCUUCAAAGUCUUUUUAAGGACCUUUUUGAACGAAAAUGACGUUAAUGUCUACGCUGAGCGCAUUGCUGCGCUCGAAGUUACCCUAGCUCGGUACCCGCGGUACGACCGCAUAACCAGUCAUGUUAACGUCAGAAUAGUCGAUCUCCCAUUAAUUGAGGAUCUAAGAAGUCUUCGGCAUCUUCAUUUGAAUCAACUUGUUCGUACGUGUGGUGUCGUCACGAGUACAACCAGUGUGAUGCCCCAGCUAAGUUUGGUUAAGUACAAUUGUGUCAAAUGCUCUUGCGUCCUGGGGCCGUUUGUUCAGAGCCAAGCUUCUGAAGUCCGACCAUCAACUUGUCCCGACUGCCAGUCAGGUGGACCUUUCGAGAUCAAUGUUGAACAAGUAAAGCUGCGCUAUGGUCAUUACGACUUCCUUAUAGACGGUUUACAAAAAUUACCAGCGCAUAACCAUUCAAGAGAGUCCCGGCAA